Urocitellus parryii (Arctic ground squirrel) is the source of this 588-nucleotide messenger RNA. Its product is annotated as apolipoprotein R-like. The record is from RefSeq and is a predicted model, not a curated record. NCBI's taxonomy places the organism in Eukaryota, Metazoa, Chordata, Mammalia, Rodentia, Sciuridae.
AUGAGGCUCUUGCCAGGGAGCUGUUCCCUGUCUCCGUGUUUCCUGGGGGCUCUGACCUUGCUCCUUUGCCUGUCCAGCCUACAUGGCUGCAGUCCCCCUCCUAGGAUUGCACACGGGCACUACAGGUAUAUCAGUGGGGUCGUAUCGCUCAGCACCGUGGUGCGGUAUGAAUGCAAGGAAGGAUAUGCUCUCCUAGGAGCAGCUGAAAUCUCCUGCCUGUUUUCAGGAUGGUCGCCUCCAGCUCCUCGAUGUAAAGCUCUGUGCCUAAAACCGAAGAUACCCAGUGGAAAGCUAUCUGUGGAGAAGGAUCAGUAUAUCAGCCCUGAAGCUGUCACCAUCCAGUGUGACCCUGGCUACAAGAUGAUUGGCUCCCCAUUUAUCUCUUGCUCAGAAAACAGAUCUUGGAGCCCGGCUGUGCCUAAGUGUGAAAGGGAAGCCCCUGAAGAUCGUGACAUAGUGCUGGCAGGCAAAAACCUCUUAGAGUGUCUCCCAAACCCCAGGGACUCCAGAGUGGCCCUGGAGUUACAUAAACUGUCCCUGGAGAUUGAAAAACUGGAGCGAGAGAGAGAAAAGGAGAAAAUCAUUUAA